UGAUCCUCUUACAGUGGCUCUCACCUCAAAUCGCCGCUCAUCCUGCAGCCGGUGUCUUGCAGCCGGAGUCCUGCAGCCGGUGUCUCGGUGAGUGAGUUAAGGGCCGAACAGGGCGCAGAGAGGCGGGCGGAGCGAUGGCGAGUCCCGGGCAGAAAGUGGUGCUGAUCACCGGCUGUUCCUCCGGCAUCGGCCUCAGGAUGGCCGUGAUGCUGGCGAAGGAUGAACAGAAGCGUUAUCACGUCAUAGCCACGAUGCGUGAUCUGAAGCGUAAAGACAAGCUGGUGGAGGCCGCCGGGGACACGUACGGGAAAACUCUCUCUCUGGCUGUACUGGACGUCUGCAGCGACGAAUCCGUCCAACAGUGUAUUAACGGCAUCAAAGAUCGACACGUGGAUGUCCUUAUCAAUAACGCGGGUAUCGGCCUGGUGGGUCCCGUGGAGAGCAUCCCCAUUGAGGAGAUGAAGAAAGUGUUUGAGACCAACGUCUUCGGAGUGAUCCGCAUGAUAAAGGAGGUGAUGCCCGACAUGAAGAGAAGACGAGGAGGACACAUCAUCGUGGUCAGCAGCGUGAUGGGCCUGCAAGGUGUGGUGUUCAACGACGUGUACGCGGCUUCCAAGUUCGCCAUGGAGGGAUUCUGUGAGAGUUUGGCCGUGCAGCUCUUGAAGUUUAACGUCACACUGUCGUUGAUCGAGCCGGGUCCCGUGCACACAGAAUUUGAGGCAAAGAUGAUUCAGGAGGUCAAACAGAGGGAGUGUCCCGGGGCUGACGCCGACACGGUGCAUUACUUCAAGAACGUCUACCUUCCUUCUUCCAUUGACAUCUUUGAGGUGCUGGGACAAACGCCCGACGACAUCGCCAGAUGCACCAAGAAAGUGAUUGAAGCAAGCAGGCCACGUUUCCGUAAUCUGACCAACCCCCUGUACACCCCCAUCGUGGCGCUGAAAUACGCCGAUGAGACUGGAGGCCUGUCCGUCCACGCCUUCUACCACAUGCUCUUCAACAUGGGCACCCUCAUGCACGUCAGCAUGACCGCCAUGAAGUACCUCACCUGUGGAUGUCUGAGGAGCAGGACCAUCUCACCAAACUAGAGGCUCACGUUUUUGUGUACAGCUGUGAAGUAUACAAAAUCAGUGCCCGACCGAUAAAUCAGUUGGCCGAUAAUAUUGGCAGAUAUUAGCUUUUCACAGACGUAUCGGCCGAUAUUUUAAGAGCCCGACCGGUAUUAUCGGCCAACUGAUUUGAGCCAAAAACUGUGCAUUGCUGUUUAACUUUUAUGUAAAAUAAAUGUUUGUUAUAAGUUCUAUGCCAUCGGCCCCCAAAAAUCUAUAUCGGUCGGGCUCUAAUACAAACACACUUGAGUGUGUGUAGACUAGAAAAAGAGACCUCAUGCUACCUCAUCUUGGGUUGUCAGAGGGUCACGAAAAAAUGAAAAAAAAAAAAAUUAACAUACAGUGCCCAUGUAGCAAAAGUCACAUUGUCACAAAUAAAGGGAAAAAAUCAUUAACAAAUCCAUCCAACAGUUUCAAUGGUGACCUGCCAUAUUUUGUGUAGUUUACAGUUAAUGUGUAUGUCUACAUAUCAAUGACCAGUCUUCUCUACAUUCUUGUUUAUUUAUAAAAAUUACUUGUACAGGAUUCAUUUGGGCAAACAUAUUCAUCUCAUUGAAAAUCACAUACCUUCAUUUCAUCUGGGAAUGUUCUUUGGUAUCUAAGCUCUGGUCUAAGGAAGCUACAAAGAUCUUGGAAAGAUCCUGAAAUUCCCAAUGCCUGAACAGCCCAUCCAUAUUUUCACUUCAUGAUGACUCCUCACUCAGGGAUAACACCAGUUUAGCACUUAGAAAAAUCAUAUAUGCAGGUCCAAAAAGACUAUAAUGCACUCAUGGUUCCCCAAGGACAAAAGAAUGGUGGAAUCAUUGCUCUAAUCAAAAGGUCAUUAGUUGUAAUUCAUAAAGCACAGUUGUCCACCGCGGAGGCGUGAGAGACACCUACUGAUUUCUAUCACACAGUCUCUCACACAGAUAUAAUGUGCCACUUUGAUUAGACGCAAAUUAGUUUAGUGAAUAUUAUUAUUAUGGUUGUUGUUGUUGUUUUUUAAUCAUCAUUCUAUUUUUGUUGUCGUCUGUGCUCUUUUUUUUCUGUCUGUUUCUUUGUAAAGGCAUAAUGAUGAUUUGUAUACGUUUGUGUUAAAACACCUUUUGUAGUUUAUAGGUAUGAAAAUCCUUGUCUUGUACCUGGUGUAUGAUUUUCAUAUGUCCCUUUCAAUUUUAAUAAAUAGUUGAUCA
Messenger RNA from Scophthalmus maximus (turbot), 2281 nucleotides. Its product is annotated as retinol dehydrogenase 8-like. Gene Ontology annotation, molecular function: estradiol 17-beta-dehydrogenase [NAD(P)+] activity. The coding region runs from base 135 to 1088 and encodes 317 amino acids. The record is from RefSeq and is a predicted model, not a curated record. NCBI's taxonomy places the organism in Eukaryota, Metazoa, Chordata, Actinopteri, Pleuronectiformes, Scophthalmidae. Gene Ontology annotation, biological process: estrogen biosynthetic process. The transcript is spliced from 6 exons. Gene Ontology annotation, cellular component: cytoplasm.